Clupea harengus (Atlantic herring) is the source of this 5097-nucleotide messenger RNA. It is a transcript of the gene fam20ca, whose product is annotated as FAM20C golgi associated secretory pathway kinase a. Gene Ontology annotation, molecular function: protein serine/threonine kinase activity. The record is from RefSeq and is a predicted model, not a curated record. Gene Ontology annotation, cellular component: Golgi apparatus. NCBI's taxonomy places the organism in Eukaryota, Metazoa, Chordata, Actinopteri, Clupeiformes, Clupeidae. Gene Ontology annotation, biological process: enamel mineralization; protein phosphorylation.
GCUGCUGGUGUUGCAAUCCAAGGGAGGUUUCGUAGCUCGCUUUCCCUGUCACAAUCGCUGCCUGUAUGUAGACUCAGCCAAUCUCGUGGCACUGACGCUGGUUGAGGCAGGAUUCAGAGAGGCUUGAUCAUAAUAUUUAACACACCCACCCAGUAAGCGCUUGAGUCCGGCUGCGCGGAAUGAGCAGGAGGCAAUCACCGAGACAAGUGCAAGCAGAUACAGCUUACACCUGUCAAACUGCGCGUUCUCCAGCUUUUUGUUUGAAAAUGAGACAGCGGCAGGCGUUGACUAAAAAGCCUGUUUUACGCUUAUCGUUUGGUGUCCUUUAAUAUUUUCUUUAGUUCUGAAGUUAUUUUAUUUCAAGAACGACCUCUUGUCUUCAGCACGAUACUCCACCUCAAAGAUUUGAUGGGUCAUCCAUCAGCUGGAUGUUUUUGUGCAUCUAUUUUCAAAUAACAAGUAUUUAUAGUGACACUGACGGGUGUGGAGGCAUGUGUUCUAUCUUCAAAGAACGCAGGAUGAAAAUCUGGAUUAAUACCUACUAGUUUCUUCAUUUGGUUGUCAUAUUUGGCGUCGCAGUGAAGACCGGUCGAGGAUGAUGGAAUAGCGGCACAUGGGCAAGAGUGCUACAUUUGAUAGCGAAUAUUUGUUUUAUUUCAUCCUACGUUUUGGGAGGCUGUCAUAUUUACCUGAGGCACACUGUCAAUGCCGACAAGUUCAAAUUGUACCGUGAGGCUCAUGAUAUCUAGGCUCAAACGAGACCCCGAAGAAGCUUAGCAAAUAAAGAAUUCUAAGACUUCUUGAACAUUGAAUUGCUGACAUAAAACGCAGUGUUUUCGUAAUAUUAUUCUAAUGGACACCGAAUGCUGUAUAUUGCAUGUCGUACAAAAUUGACUUAUUUGCGUUGGUGGUGUUAUCUUGUAAAAACCCACAAUAUAAUCGGGACAGUCUAUUUAAUUGUAAAUGUAAAGAUGAUAUUGUUUCGUAAAUUCCGUGUUCUUAUCCUCAUGGUUUUCCUGGUAGCGUGUACCAUGCACAUUAUGAUAGACUUGCUACCGAAACUGGAGAAACGUGCGGCAGGAACGAACUCUGGCACAGGAGGCUGCUCGUGCUCCCAUAAUCCGAGCGAAGAACCACGGAAUUGGGCAAAGCAACAAGCGAGGUCGGGACCGGAGUCGGGUUGGCCUAACAAACACACUUUGAGGAUUUUGCAAGAUUUCAGCAACGAGCCAAGUUCCAACCUCACCUCUCACUCCCUGGAAAAGGUCACGGGGACAGUAGAUAAAGCUGAUUCUGAGAAGCGCAUACCGCUGGUCCCUGGGAACAUCAAGGAUACCGGUGCGGGAAAGAAACGAUAUGCCCCAGGUUUCUCACGUCUAGCAGCUUUGUAUGACCACCCUUUGUACAAGAUUGACCCGCCCUCGCUCAAAGACGAUGACACUUUGUUCAGCGUGAAUACUGACAUCCGUCUCUACCCCAAAACUGCUGGGAAUCCAGAAUGGCACAACGAGGGCAACGCAGAGGAGGAGGAGUACAGCCCAACGGGGGGAGCCACGACCGAGUCCUACCCCAACUGGCUGCGCUUCCACGUGGGCAUCAACCGCUACGAGCUCUACUCCCGCCACAACCCCACCAUCGACGCACUCCUCAAGGACCUGGUCUCCCAGAGCAUCACCAGCGUGGCCAUGAAGUCCGGAGGCACCCAGCUGAAGCUCAUCAUGACCUUCCACAACUACGGACAAGCCCUCUUCAAACCCAUGAAGCAGACAAGGGAAAAAGAAACCCCUCCCGACUUCUUCUACUUCUCCGACUUCGAGAGGCAUAAUGCUGAGGUAGCAGCCUUCCACCUGGACAGAAUUCUCGACUUCCGCCGCGUGCCCCCGGUCGCCGGGCGCCUUGUCAACAUGACGAGGGAAAUCCGGGACGUGACUCGUGACAAGAAGCUGUGGAGGACCUUCUUCAUAUCCCCAGCCAACAACAUCUGUUUCUACGGGGAGUGCUCGUACUACUGCUCCACUGAACAUGCUCUUUGUGGCAAACCGGACCAGAUCGAGGGCUCGCUGGCCGCCUUCCUCCCCGACCUGGCCUUGGCCAAGCGGAAGACCUGGAGGAGUCCGUGGCGCCGCUCCUACCACAAGCGCAAGAAAGCCGAGUGGGAGGUGGACCCCGACUACUGUGACGAGGUGAAGCAGACGCCCCCGUAUGACCAGGGCACUCGACUCCUAGAUGUCAUGGACAUGGCUGUCUUUGACUUCCUCAUGGGCAACAUGGAUCGUCACCACUACGAGACCUUUGAGAAAUUUGGCAAUGAGACGUUCAUCAUCCACUUGGACAACGGCAGAGGGUUCGGGAAGCACUCCCACGAUGAGCUCUCCAUCCUGGUGCCUCUCAGUCAGUGCUGCAGAGUGAAGCGCUCCACCUACCUGCGCCUCCAGCUGCUGGCCAAGGAGGAGUUCAAGCUGAGCACCCUGAUGGAGGAGUCCCUGCUGCGGGACCGCCUGAGCCCGGUGCUGAUCCGACCCCACCUGGAGGCCCUGGACCGGCGGCUCAGGGUGGUGCUGAAGGUGCUGUCCGACUGCGUGGAGAAAGAGGGCUUCGCCAGCGUGGUGGAGGACGACCUGCGCUCCCCGCACCACGAGUCCGGCGCCCGGGGGAGGUAGUGAGCCCAGGAGAGAGGGAACCACCGGCACCAUAGUUGGGUCAGGUCGACCCGUUGGUGCUGAGCCACCAGGAGGUGGAGGAGGAGGAGGAGGAGGAGGAGGGUGGACACCCCACUCAACCCACCCCUUCUCCCCGUCUCAACAGCCCCUAAAACUGAACGCUGCAUGAGUGUCAGAGGAGGCGUUUCUUUACCGGUUUGGGGGCGAGGGUGGGGGUGGGGGUGGGGGGGUUCUUGUGCCUCAUCCCUCAGGCCUCCAUCCUGAAUUCAGUGAAUUCCAAACCAAGACUUGCUGUCAACGCCUCUUUACCUAAAAGGCCACUGUGUGUGUAUGCAUAUGUAAGGUAUAUGCGCACAUACACGAGACCACUGCUCAUUUGAGGUGGCAGGACAUUGUCACGGGAGAUGAAUCCCAUGGAAGAUGUUUGACACAGGCCUCCAGAAAGGAGGACUGUCCCUUGCUGUAUAUUUUGUUUGUUCAAAUGAAGCUUAUUUGAGAUUUGAGAUUUUGCUGCUCUUUCUUUCUGUGGGUGAGCGUGUGUUUGUUAAACUAUGCCUUUAUAAUAGAGAGCAAUGUUUCGGCAUCAUUUAUUAAAAAUUGCACAUAUUUCCAUUGGGAAAAUGUCACUCAGUACAGUGGUGAAAUAAUAAAAGGUUAAUGUGCAUUUGAUGGGCAGAGAGUACAUGAGAAGAGAUGACAUGGAAGUGGUCACCACUGGGGCUGAACUAAUGGUGUGUCUUACAUGCUCAAAAUCACAACAGCUUGUAAAGGAGCCAACAUGCAUAGACUUUCAUUCAUACACCAUCGUCUCUCUCAUAGCUUACUGCACACAGGCAGAUAGAUGCAGUGGUUGUUUCAGCUUCUCAGUCUGCGCCACCAACCUCUUAUCAAAAAUGCUCAUCCGUCCGAGAGUGUUUUUAUACAACCUGUUCCUACCGAUCACAGUCAUGUGGGUUAUUCAGUAGAUUUCAUUAUAUUCGCUCAGAUUGAAAAAAAUCCUCAGUCAAAAUAAAACCAUUACUCACUGAGGAAUUGUUUUUUUUUUUUAAAGCUAGCUGACCAGGAAGUUGGCUGAGAACCCAAAGCUGUUGCACGUAUGGGUUUCCUGUUUUGGCCGUCCUACCCUACCACAGGCCUCCCUCUCUCAUCUGUUCCCUGUGUGAGACGCCGGCAGACCAGAAGCUGGCACUACCUCCAAAAGAAAUGGAAAUGAAAUCAACAGAGGAUCGUUGGGAUUUCUAAUCUGCUUGGGUUUUUGGCUGCUAGUGCCACAUCACAUCUCCCAGCAACCUGGACCCCCAGCCUAGUCCUUCUGCUUCCCAUGACCAAUCAGGAGACCAGCGUCAUCUGUCACUCUCAUGCUGUUUCCAUGCUUCUGGUCACCAAAAGGUCAUCUUGUGAAGGUUCCUGGCUGGAUUAGUGAACUGUCGUUAGUUGUUAAGUCUUGGGUAUUAAGGUCAUACAGGUGAUUACAAACAAACUGUAGUAGAUAGAUACUGUAGAUGGAUGGGUUUUAGCUUUGAUUUUGUAGUAGUUGUGUUUAGUAGUAAGCUAAAGGCUUACUGGAAAUCUUUACAGGGUUCAGUGGGUUUACGUUUCAUCAAUUUACUGUUACUGUUGCAUUGCUUUUUUUUAUUAUUUCAGUGCCCAAUGAAACAUCAUUUACUUUAACACAAGAGUGCCUUUAGUUUUUGGUUUGACUGAUCAUAAAGGCUUCAUCAGUUACUAUAAGAUCUCACAGUGCCAACCAUUCUGCUAAACAAAUGUCCAUUGUGACACCGAGAGUUACAAGGAGCAUGAUAGUUUAAUAUUUUAUGUGUUGUGUUUUUAAUGCUUUCUAAAGAUUAUUUAUUGAACCUCGUACCAAAAUACAAUGGAGAUUGCUUUGCUUGUUUUUUAUUUGGUUGUUUGGAUACUGUUUCUUAUGCUGUCCUUGUUUUGAACACUUCUUUGCUACUCGAGUGAACAGCUGGACGUAGAUUUCCAACAAAGCAAGGGUUCCAGCAUUCUGCCCACCUCUGUCCCAGUCCAACCCAGUGCCUGUGCAACAAGAAGAAAUACUUGAAUGUUUUUUUUUGUUGUUGUUGUUUUUUUUUAGGGGGGGGGGGGUGAAGAACAUUCAUUUCUCCUGCAGUAGACUCUUGUCGCAGGACAGAGCUGUGAGUGACAGUGAGGUUUCAGAGAGAAAGAGUCCUGCCAUGUUGUCACAAAGGCAGAAUCUGACAUUGUGUAAAUCUCUUUAAAUAACAUGUCAGCCUCAAGCUUCAUUGGUUUAUUUUUGUCCUUUUUUUUGUUGUUUGUUUGUUUAUUUGUUUGUCAGUUGGUUUGAUGGUUUGUUUCUCUUCUGCAUUGGUACUGUGAAAACAUGUUUGCCAAAUGGGUGCAAUAAAACAAAACAAAAAUAGAUAAAACAAAUAAACAACUUAAACUAAAACAA